CAGUAGUAGCCGUGCCAGGUAGUUUUUGUUAUUGUUUCCUGCAGCAGCUGCUUGAUCCUAUUUCCACUGACAACUCAUCGUGGAGAUGUGGUGCGUCACAUUACCGAUUAGAUUAAACUCGUCCCGAGUUGACAUAUAUUAAUCCCACGGCGACACAUUGUUUGUGACAAUUCUCUCUCUCACACGGCUAACUAGCUGGCUGGCUAGCUGCUAGUACAGCAGCGAUGGAGUGGCGGAGCAACAACGACGGGCUGUCGGACAGCGAGUCCCCUGAAACGGACACAUGCUGCUCCCACCAGCAAACAUCAUCAACACAGCUCUGUGGUUGUGGCGAGGCAUCCAUUUGCCAGAACCAACAGCAGGGUUGCUCAACGACCUCAAUGGUGUCCAGCUGGAUGCUGGCCGAAGCCCAGGACCGCCUGUGUGGCUUAAAGUUCCACUGCUCCGAGUCCCUGGAGCAGGAACAUGCUCGGACUCGGGCGAGCCCCACACAGCUAACGCAGACCGAGGAGGAGUGGCGCCGCAAGGAGAGCAUGCUGGGGGGUCAGGGGCCCAGUCAAGGACCUGUGCUUGGUGCUGAUGGAAGUUGGGAUGUUUUUGAUAAGAGUAUCAUCAACGUCCAGAAUGAACCAGAAGAAGCAGAAGAAUGCAAGGAAUCUAUCCACAAGUCUGAGCAAGACCUCAGGCACUUUGGUAUGUUACGGCGAUGGGAUGACAGUCAGCGAUUCCUGGCAGAGAAGCCUCAACUCAUUUGUGAUGAGACGGCCAACUAUCUAUUUUUAUGGUGCAUCACGCUCCAGCAAGAAGGGAAGGAAGCGCUAAUGGAGCAGGUGGCUCAUCAAGCUGUAGCCAUGCAGUUCAUCCUGGAGAUGGCAACAAACUCUCAGCAGGACCCCAGAGGCUGUUUCAGGCAGUUUUUCCAAAAAGCCAAAGAAGGACAAGGCGUCUAUUUGGAAGUCUUCCACACUGAGCUUGAGGCCUUCAAAUACAGAGUCAGAGAAUAUGUGGUCCGGUGUAAAAGCAUCACAUCCAGCAACACAACACAACAGCCGUGCAAUGGCACAAAUUGCAGACUCAACCCCAAAGAAGCUCAGUGCUCUUUAACUCAAGUGGAGGAGUACGCUUCCAAGCGUUGUUUAGAAGCUGGAGUGUUGAUAAGCACAGGAAGGUGGACAAAGGACGACGUCACAGAAAGUGAUGAUAUACGCAUGAUGGAGACCUCUUAGGAAACUUGGCUGCCUUUCUUCCAUCUUCACCUUCUCCACAUUUAGGAACACCUUGACUUUUUAAGCCCUUCUUAAUGACACCGGAGCCCAACAGGAAUAAAGGCGAGCACUAUUAGUCAUUUUUCACAUCUCGAAUGGCCUCUUAUACCGUCAUUCAUCAUCAGACAAACAAGAGGUGAGUGCUGUGCUAAAAUGAUGAUCUGGGUCCUCUUUAAAGCCUUUAAGUCUUCUUGAAAAGUGACAAAACUUUCAAAUGUCAACUAUAAAACGCAUGGAACUAAAUUGAUAAGGUCAAACAUAUCCAUCAAAUUCAAUCUGCAUUGAAUGUAUCGUGUUCGAGCUGUCAUUCUGCCUCAUGGGCAAAUCCAACAGCUUUUAAAUGGGCUUGAAAAUGUUAAAUAAUCACAUACAGUGGUGCCUUGAAAUUCGAGUGACCCGACUUACAAGUUUUUCGAGAUACAAGCCAUCAUUUGGACAAUUUUUUUGCUUUGAUUUGUGAGUGCAAACUUGAGACACGAGCGCUGCAUGGGGGCAGCGAACUGAGUUCAACUUAACAAUAAGCAGCAGUUCGGCAAAUAGUGAACAAUUUAUCAAAAAAAGGCUUCAAGCUGUUUAAUGCCACUUUCAGCUGAAUUUUACUGUUAAACUAAACAAAGGGAAUUACACAUUUUGUUUUUAAAACAAACUCAGUUUUGCCUUAGCUAAAGCCCCCUUAGCUUAAUGCUAACAAACAAUGUAAAACACUUUUGACAUACUAACGGUUAGCAUUGAUAUUUGUGCUUUAAGAAGCAACGGAUGUUUGAACACACAUGGAGCAGCACAUGACAGAUAAUAUAACAAGACUCUCAGGAAUAUUUGUUAUGUCUAUGAAAAUGUACUAAUAUUACAGCAUUUAACCCAAACAACAAUACUAGUAGAAGUACAAUACUUUUUUGUAUCUGCAGGACAAGUAUACUGCAUCCCGGUGGCAAAGCAGGGCAUACAAGAGGGAGCAGCAAAAUGAAUUGAAUUGCAGCAUUAAAUUCAAUGCACAAACUGUUAAUUCCUUACAUUAUCUUUAUGUUAUUACUCUUUUUAUAUAGUACAAUAUAGAAAUCUGGUUUCCUUAUUAAAAAAAACUUUUUUUGGGGGGGAGGCUGGAACGAAUUAAUGUAAUUUCCAUUCAUUUCAAUGGGGAAGUAUGAUUUGCAAUAUGUGGGUUGUGGUCAGGUAAUGAAUUAAACUCAUCUCUUAAGGCACCACUGUACAAUGUAACCACAGCCUGCACAAAUCCAUUAUAGAUCGUCUUGGCAUACGACUCAAAUAAUGGACCUAAUGUUAGGUGUUGAAAUAAUAAAUUCCUGAAUACUGGAUUUAGCCUAUGAGUCAGAAUUUAGAAUUUAAUAGUAUUUGACUGCAUUUUGAGGGGUCAGGCCAAUCCAAAUUGAGGAUCAAAGCAAUACUGUAUUUCCUCAUAGUGAGUGGCCAUCCAUUUGGUGAGCAGAGAAGACGUUUAUCAGAGGGGAGGCCUUCAUUUGUACAAAAAUAUAAUUUGUGUAAAGUGUAUCACAUAUUUGCCACAUAUACAUAAUUGUAACUAAAUAAAAUGUAAUUUGAGUAAAAUAAUGGUGUUUAAAUUGGAGGACUUUUUUUUUCCACAAAUGGAGGCACUUAAAGGAGACGACAUUAAAAAAUGUUUUCACAAUUUAACAUUUCCAGGUGUUUUAAUAAUAUGUCUCUGACACACUUUUGCCAAAAUACAAUAAGAUCUAGAAUUAUAGGACACUUUACACAUGUUACUUCUUGCCUUGUUCAAAUGAGCCUGUUUGAAAGCGAGAGCCCGUUGAUUAAUCAGGGUGUGGCAUCUGUUACAGCAGAGGCCACUGUUUGAGGAGGUACAAAUGUGGGUAGCGGUUUCUCACAUGCUCCAUCCAAAUAGAUGGAAGCGGCAAAUUAAGUUGAGCAAAGAGGAUUUUCAUUUUUCCAUCAAAUUCAAAUGUAGAGCGGUUAGAUGCCAAUGAAUGUACGUGCUGAACACCACCAGAACUUGUCUGUCUCAUUCUGGUGUGCAGCAAAGUUUGUUAGUGCGGAUGCUAACGCAACAUGCAAGGUGUCCAUGUUGAUGUCCUAUGUAGACCAGUGUUUCCCAACCGUUCUUAGGCCAAUGCACAUUUUUUUACAUGACAAAAAUCUCAAGGCACAGCACAGACAAAAAAUGUCACAAAAAGUACUUUGUGUGUAUAUCCUUUGGACACAAGGAUAUUAUUCUGUUGAAUGAAUGGCAAGAAAUGGAUAUACAGGUUAGUUAUUUGUACCUUCUGCCACCAAAUGUAAAAGAGCAUUUAAUUGUUUUGUCUGUUAAUAUAUGUUGCUGGCAGAGAUAGAUGGACAAAUAUACAUUAUCUGUAAUAAAUAAUUAAUUUUUAGACCAAUUAAAUGAAAUUAGAUAAUUUCCUAAGGGACACCUGAUUAUUUCUCACUGCACACUGGUUGGGAAUCACUGGAAUAGACGAUACAAAAGAAGUGUAGCAUCGCAAAGCUAAGUUUGAUGCUGUUAUUUGAAUGCAUGUUGCUUGAAUUCUUCGUUUGUUAUUAGCAGUACAAGCUGUUUAGUUAAUGUUUUUAUUCCAACAUCUCCAGUUGACUUUUGACAUUGAGGGGAAAGGUGCAGAGAUGUUCAGGGCUCAGGUCUUUGGCUCAGGUCUGUUUGUUUUUGUAUGCAGAAAGGAGCUCUUUGCAUCUGAAUGUGUGCUGCACUUUAUAUUUGACUUUUUUUUUUUUUAAAUCACACUUUAAUUUUUUAGUUGAAGUCCUAAAGAUGGAGAAUUCUGAACUUUUUUUUUUUUUUACAAGCAGGUUUGUGAUAAGCUUUUCAUUUGAACUGUGUGAACGUUUUUUUUUGUUAUUUUCAGAUUUGAAUGACUGACUUUGGUCAGUUUGCCAGUUUGCUCAGGCUUCCAGCUAUCUAUAUCCUAGAUAUAAAUUAAAGAGAAUAAAUAUCAGUGCGUUUCUGAUGCAGUGUGGAAUUAAAUAGACCAGAUGAUGAAUUAAAUUCUAUUAAAAAAAAGUCCUGCAUUGUGGAUUUUUAUCCUUAUACUGUGGGAAAGUAAAAUGCUUAUAAUUUUAUAUCCAUUCACUUUUAAUAGCACUUGUCCACAUUAGCGCCUAUCCCAGCGGACGUGAUGAGACGGCUUAUUCUAAAGCUGAUUUGAGUAUAGUUUUCUUGAGUACAAAAAUGUACAUAGACUAUCUCAUAAUGACUAAGUAAAAACAUAUUUUCAGACAUUUGUGUAAAUUUAUAAAACAUUUAAACGUUCAAACAUAAUGGGUACAUAAGUACAGACCCUUUCCAUAAAAUUUUAAUGUCAUGGAAAUGUUUAUUCAUUUCCAUAAUUCCAUUCAAAAAGUAAAACUUUAAUAGAUUAUAGAUUCAGGGCCCACAAUUUAAACAAUUUCAAGUAUUUGUUUAUUUUUACAUAAUUUGAGCUACCAGCUCAUAAAACUCACGAAAUCAGGAAUUCAACAAAUUUUAAUAUUGUGAAGAAAUCACCAUGUACUUCUCAGUUUUUGUAACCAAAAAAAUAAUAAUGAAAAGAGAGAAAUUAGGGUCACAUUAAAUGAAUAAAAAUAUGGUACUUUCAAAACGAUAUGUUAAUCUUCAGUACUUGGUUGGGAAUCUUUUGUUUUAAUCACUGCCUCGAUGCGCCGUGGCAUUGAGGCAGUCAGCCUGUGGCAUUGCCUGGGAGUUAUGGAAGCCCAGAUUUCCUUGAUGCUUGCAGUCAUUUCUUCUUUGUUUUUGGGUCUGCUGCCCCUUAUUUUCCUCUAGAUAAUACCCCAUAGAUUCUCAAUGGGGUUUAGAUCCAGCGAGUUGGCUGGUUUUGGUGCUUCUGGCAGUAUGGGCAGGAGCCAGGUCCUGCUGGAAGAUGAAAUCUGUAUCUCCAUACAGAUCCUCAGCAGAAGGAAUCAUGAAGUCCUCUAAAACAUUCUGCAAGACUGUUGCAGUGACCUUGGAUUUAAGAAAGCAGAGUUUACCAACACCUGCACUGGACAUUGCACCCCAAAUCAUGACUGACUGUGGCUAUUUCACACUGGACCUCAAGCACCUUGGGUUCUGUUCUUCACCCGUGUUCCUCCAAACCGUUGGACCUUGAUUCCCAAAUGAAAGGCACACUUUACUUUCAUCAGAAAAGAGGACCUUGGACCACUGGCCUAUAGUCCAGUCCUUCUCCUUGGCCCAGUUGAGACGCUUCCCACGUUGGCUCAGGCUCAGAAGUGAUUUGACCUGAGGAACCCGACAGUUGUAGCCCAUCUCCCUUUUUGAACCUGUGACUCCCGCCUCAUUCCACUGUUUCUGGAUCUCUGCUAGAUUCUUGAAUCUUCUCUGUUCGCUUCGCUGAACCCCAGCCUCCUUAGUUAUGAACCUUUGUGGCUUAGUCAUCCGAUAGAGUGCAUCAAUGGUCUUCUGGCCAGUUGCCAAGUCUGGAGUCUUCCCCAUAUUGAACCCAACUGAGACAAUUGAACCAAACUGAAGCAAUUUAAUGACACCUGGGGAAACCUGUGUGAGUGCUUUGAGUUUAGUAGAUUAUUAGGAGGUGACACUAAGUUUAAAACAUUUAUGGCCUGCAAAAUUUGGGCUGAUUUCUUCACAGUAUUCUAAUUUUUUGAAUUCCUAAUUUUGUGGGUUUUAUGAGCUGAAAGCCCAAAUUAUGUAAAAGUAAAAAAAUAAAUUGUUUAAAUUGUGAGCCCUGCAGUCUGUAAUCUAUGAAAGUUUUUGAAUGGCGGUAUGGAAAUAACUAAACUUUUCCAUGAUAUUGUAAUUUUUGGGAAAGGGUCUGUAUUCACACCCUUUGCUAUGACAGAAACAAAAUUCUCUGGUCUGAUGAAACCAAAAUAGAACAUUUUGGUCUGAAUUGCAAGCGUCAUAUCUGGAGAAGAAAAGGGACUCCUCAUCACCUGGCUAACACCAUCCCUACUGUGAAGCAUGGUGGUGGUAGCAUCAUGCUGUGGGGCUGCUUUUCUGAUGCAGGAACUGGGUGACUAGUCCGCAUAGAGUGUAAGAUGACAGCUGCCAAAUACAGAGAAAUUAUUGAAGAGAACUUGCUCCAGAGUACGCUGGAACUCAGACAAAGGUGUCGAUUUACCUUCCAACAUGACAAUGACCCAAAGCACACAGCCAAGAUAAAAGGAGUGGCUUCAGGAACAGCCUGUGACUGUCCCCGAGUGGCCCAGCCAGAGAGGGGACUUGAAUCCAAUCAAACAUCUCUGGAAAGACCCAAAAAAUGGCUGUCCACCGAUGCUGCCCAUCCAACCUGACUGACCUUGAGAGGAUCUGCAGAGAAAAAUGGGACAAAAUGCCCCAAAACAAGUGUGCCAAGCUUGUAGAGAGAUACCCAAGAAGACUUGAGGCUGUGAUUGCUGCCAAAAGUGCUUCAACAAAAUAUUAAGUCACGGGUGUGAAUACUUAUGUUG
This is a messenger RNA of Phycodurus eques (leafy seadragon), 6674 nucleotides long. RefSeq names its product cell division cycle 37-like 1 (gene cdc37l1). Lineage: Eukaryota; Metazoa; Chordata; Actinopteri; Syngnathiformes; Syngnathidae. Gene Ontology annotation, biological process: protein folding; protein stabilization. Gene Ontology annotation, molecular function: protein-folding chaperone binding; heat shock protein binding. The record is from RefSeq and is a predicted model, not a curated record. Gene Ontology annotation, cellular component: cytoplasm. Bases 225 to 1226 code for a protein of 333 amino acids. The transcript has 7 exons.